AUGAACUCAAAUGAUGAUGAUUUAUACUUAAGUGUUUCUGAAGAGAAGGAUUUAUACAAUUAUAGUGAAUGGGUUGCCAUCCUCUUAUAGGAUUAUGAACCCUAUAGAUAUUAAGAUAAAUAUGAUAAAUUGGUUAAUUAAUAUCAGAAGGAUGUACUCUUUUAAUAGAUGAUUUGGAUUGUACUCAAACUAGACAAAAAUAAGAACACUUUUGAUGAUCUUAUAGCUGCUGCUAUUCCUGGAGCUAAAACAAAAGGAUAUGAAGCUCCCAUUGAGAGAUUUCCUAAAUAAUAAGUUAUUGUCUCUAAAAAGGUUCUUAAAUUAAGGAGAAAACUACAGAAUUACAAUGUUCAAUUCGAUUUUGAAGAUGAGUAUCCUUUGCCUGAAUUUAAUAAAGAACUUGAAUUCAAAUUUGAUGUGAAUACAAUUUUAUAGCUCAUUUUAUAAUGA
Paramecium pentaurelia is the source of this 450-nucleotide messenger RNA. The record is from the annotation of a GenBank genome assembly. Lineage: Eukaryota; Ciliophora; Oligohymenophorea; Peniculida; Parameciidae.